Messenger RNA from Cannabis sativa, 2991 nucleotides. RefSeq lists its product as uncharacterized. The transcript has 5 exons. Gene Ontology annotation, molecular function: DNA binding. The record is from RefSeq and is a predicted model, not a curated record. The coding region runs from base 136 to 2727 and encodes 863 amino acids. Lineage: Eukaryota; Viridiplantae; Streptophyta; Magnoliopsida; Rosales; Cannabaceae.
CAUAAAACAUUCUAAAAAAAAACCAUAUUUCCACAUACUUUUACCAUUUUAGUAUCGAAAAAGAAAAGAAAAAUUUGAAGGUAAGGAGAGUAUUAGUGUGAGACUACUGAGAUAGUUUCUCCACAACCCCCAACAAUGGCAGCGGUUGCCACCAACCGGCCCCAAACGCAACCGGAGCCAACUUGGAAACUCGAUUGCCUUUCUCAGAUAGAUAUUAGCUCCCUCUCCCAGUCGGAACUCCACGCCCUCUCCCUCUGCUCCUCCUCUGCCUUCGACCUCCACUGCACCGACGACAUCGUCGUCCCCAAAAUCGACCCUGCCACCUUCAACGAAAGCGCUGGCUCUCGCCGCCAGACUUACUCUCGUGCUCGCCGCUUACUGUCCUCUCCGUCGUCGUCGCCCUCCGUCCGCACUGUUGCUUCCGCUGCCACCGGUCAUCGUCGUCGAGUCGCUGGACUUGUUCCGACUCCUAAGGUCUCGCAUAUCCUCGCUGAUGAUCCCGAACGACGUGAGAACCGUUUGAUCAUCGAUCACCUCAAGCGUUUCAUCUCGCAAGACCCUCAAUUCAACUAUGUCGAGUUCUCUCAGCCUUCGUCGCAGAUGGGAAUGGAAAUUGAUUCCGAUGGUGGGCGAGGAAUUUCGAUGUUCGAUAAUGGAUUGGCAUUGACGAAUUUUGGCGGAGAGAGGAAGAGAAAGAGAGGCAGGAAGCCCAAAUUGUUGAAGGUCCAACUGGAAAUGCAAAAUGUGGAGCCUCAUAGUUAUCGAAGUCUGGAGAUGGUGAACAGGAAUGGCGUGGCGGUUGAUUUUUCGGCUUUGGGAAAUGCGGAUGAUCCAUACGGAGAGGAGUUCAGAAGGAGAACAGUGGGUUUGGAGAGCGAGGAAGCGCUUCUAGGGUUUCUCAGAGAGUUGGAUGGGCAAUGGGGAAGUAGAAGAAAGAAGAGAAAGAUUGUGGAUGCUAGUGAGUUUGGUGAUGCCUUACCCAUUGGUUGGAAACUUCUGUUGGGCCUCAAGAGGAAAGAGGGUCGUGCUUGGAUUUAUUGCCGGAGAUACAUAAGCCCUAAUGGACAACAAUUUGUAAGCUGCAAGGAAGUUUCUUCAUAUUUGCAAUCUGUUGGUGGUCUCAAUACCCCGCAUCUGUUGAAUGAUCACAAAAAUGAAAAUAUUCAGGAAGACAGGUCGAUCACUGAAAAUAAUGCAGGUUUGAUCUUUAAGGAAGGAGAGCAGAGACAAGACCUAAAUUUAAGUUCUGCUCUACCCACUCCUACAUCAAAUGAGCAAGAGAAAGAAGUUUCUUUAUUGGGGAUUGAGAAUCUUGCAGAGGUUCAGAUACAUGCCCUCUUUGAAUGCCACAAGUGCAGUAUGACUUUUGAUCAGAAGGAUGCAUAUUUGCAGCACCUUUUGUCCUUUCACCAAAGGACUACUAGGAGGUAUAGGCUUGGUUCAUCUGUUGGAGAUGGAGUGAUAAUUAAAGAUGGAAAAUACGAAUGCCAGUUUUGUCAUAAAGUGUUUCUGGAACGUCGACGCUACAAUGGUCAUGUGGGGAUACAUGUAAGGAAUUUCGUGAGGAAAGUUGAAGAUGUGCCCGGUUCAAGUGCUCAAGAGAAAAUUGAAGAGCCAAGCACAGAAGACUUGCCUGCAAGGAUUUCUAAAAUGGAUGCUUUAGUAGAAAUUGCACAGAAUUCAAUACUAGAAACUUCUGUGGGACAUGACGAUGGAUCAAAAGGUGACUUUGCUCCUGAUAAUUCUCUUGCAAUUUUAAGUUCGGAAUUUCCUGUUUUGAAUCCCGACCAUGAAAUGAACACGGUGUAUCCUCAUAGCGAACCUGAUCUUGAUGAUUGCAUGAUCGACCAAGAUCAUUUGGAUCGUCAAGAAGAUGAGCGUGUGUUCAGUGAGGGAAUUGGGAAAACUGAUGGUGCUUGUGAAAUUUUAGACAAUAAGAUGGAUUCAGUACCAGAUAAUUCAACUCUUCUUGCUACUAGAAAGCUAGAAAAUAAUGCACCUGAACAUUUUGUUCAGGAAGAUAAUUCAGUAUUUAACUUUAAUAGAGUAGAAAGACCUGCCAUGGGAAAGGUUAAAGAAUGUGAUAGUAUUUGCAAUGUUGAGAAUGAAGCAAAAAUGGAUUAUGGCAGCACCUUAGAGCACCUGAAGCCUGUUGAAGUAAAUGCUUCCAAGAGUAACACACUUGAAACUGACACUGAUAUUAAUAUAGAUGGUCCAACUAAUGGCACUGCAAUAGAGAAUAUACAACAAUGUUCCGAAGGAAAGGAACUGCACCUUGAGGUUUCCGAGUCUUCAACAUCCAUGCCUCAACCAUUACCUUGUUUUUCCUCAUUGAAUGAAACGUCAGAUAAGAGACAAGCAAGUGUAACAGGAUUUGAAGAGCUGAGGCUGGAAGAAAUAGAGCCUUUGCAGUACAGUUUUACUGGUGACCAAGAUUCUUCCUUGCAGGAGGUGCCAAUAGAAUUGGAAGGUACUGUUGAGAUUGAAGGUGCGUUUGGUUCCUCUGUUCAUUUUGAAUCUGAGGAAGUGAUGUUAAACAUGACUGGAACUCGAAGAGAUCAGCUUACUGCAUGUGUAUGGUGUGGGGUAGAAUUUAAUCAUAAUACUCUUGACUCUGAAAUGCAAUCAGAUUCUGUUGGCUUUAUUUGUCCAUCAUGCAAAGUAAAAAUAUCAGGGGAAUUCAAUGAAUUGGAUAAUGGAUCGCCUGUUAAUCCUCACCCACUUUAAGAAAAGCUAGUUCUUAAGCCAGGUUUAGUUGAAGUGCUACUGACUUUUCCUCAUCCCCUUUCUUCCUGUUGCUGUUGAUCUGAGAGGAGAAAUACAACUGUGGGUUCGGUUCGAGUCCAAUAGAUCGUAGGGUAUCUAGGUUUGUCUUUGAUAAUUUUGCCUGUCAGACUCAUCAGUUACAAUUUUUUGUGAUGAAAACAAAAAAUGCCCAAUCGGUGUAUUUAUAUGGUGUUUUUUUUUGCUUUGUUUUUAUGUUUUAAUUAG